Messenger RNA from Salvelinus fontinalis (brook trout), 1489 nucleotides. RefSeq names its product low density lipoprotein receptor adapter protein 1. The record is from RefSeq and is a predicted model, not a curated record. Bases 316 to 1122 code for a protein of 268 amino acids. Lineage: Eukaryota; Metazoa; Chordata; Actinopteri; Salmoniformes; Salmonidae. The transcript is spliced from 10 exons.
ACUCCUCCAAAAAUGGGUGUGGCGGAGGGCUAGACACACCUUUACUUCAUGCCCGCCCCAUGUUCGUUUCGCUCCCAACACAGACAGCAACGGGUUAAAGGAGGCUGCGCUGCCCAGCAUUUCAUCAGACGGAGACCCUUGUUUCAGUGAACGAGUUUGAACUUGGUCCUAUCGUCUGCCUGUUCGCUCGCUGCACCGCGCAUCACUAGUAGUCGACUGUUGUAGCGUACCUAGACUGGCUACUAUCGUUUCUCUUUCUGAGCCAAAGCAAGCGGAGAGGGAAGGUAUCCACCUGCCACUGAGACACAUCUAAGCAUGGAUGCUCUGAAAUCAGCUGGAAGAGCGAUUAUCAAGAGUCCCGGAGUUCCGCGGCACACAUGGGGCACCUCCAAGCACGAAAAGCUGCCAGAGAACUGGACAGACACCAAGGAGACUCUAUUGGAAGGGAUGGUGUUCCAGGUGAAGUACCUGGGGAUGACUCUGGUGGGACAGCCUAAAGGAGAGGACAUGGCUGCUGCCGCUAUACACAGGAUAGUCUCUACGGCCCGGGCCAGUGCUAAGAAGUUCCGUAAGGUGACCCUGACCAUCUCUCCUAAAGGAAUCAUCAUCACAGACACAGAGACACUGGACCUCAUAGAGAACGUCUCCAUAUACAGAAUCUCUUACUGCACAGCAGAUAAAACUCAGGACAAGGUGUUUGCCUACGUUUCCCAGAGUCAGUUCAAUGAGACACUUGAGUGCCACGCUUUCCUCUGCCACAAGAAGAAGAUCGCCCAGGCUGUGACGCUAACAGUAGCCCAGGCCUUCAAAGUAGCUCUGGACCUGUGGGAGAUUGCUCAGGAAGAUAAAAGUAAGAAGGCCAGGACGUGCUGCUCGUGUUCUGUCAGCGAUGGACAGACAGAGACGACAAACACACACUGUGUCUCAGACUCAGAGAAGCACCAGCCCCUGGAGAAGGAAGAGAAACUGAGACGGCCAUUCUUCUCCAUGUCGUUCAGCUCGCCCCGCAACAAACCCACCCGGAAACGACCAAUCAAACACGACUCCUGGGACGUGGAGGACGGCCUCGAUGACGCCUUCUCAAGCAACAUGGAGGUAGAAGAGAUGGACACUGGUAAGUGAGCCUGGCAGAGUCCAGGUCCGGACAGCAGUCUAAGGAUGCAGCUCUGAACCACUUAGAGGAAGACACCACCCCCCUAGAGGAAGACACCACCCCCCCUAGAGGAAGACAACCCCCCCCUAGAGGAAGACAACCCCCCCCCUAGAGGAAGACACCACCCCCCCUAGAGGAAGACAACCCCCCCCUAGAGGAAGACAACCCCCCCCUAGAGGAAGACAACCCCCCCCUAGAGGAAGACAACCCCCCCCUAGAGGAAGACACCAUCCCCCCUAGAGGAAGACAUCACCACCACCCCCCCUAGAGGAAGACAUCACCACCACCCCCCCUAGAGGAAGACACCACCCCGCUAGAGGAAGACACCACCACCAC